AUGGUGGUAAGGGAUUACGAAACACCAGGACCCGACGAAGGACCUGAACCGGGGUCAAUAUGGACACUUAUGUUCGAUGGGGCCUCAAAUGCACUAGGACAUGAAUAUGAAGCGUGCAUAUUGAGGUUAGAAGCUGCAAUCGAUCUAAGGAUUAAACUGCUCGAGGUGUAUGGAGAUUCAGCACUGGGAAGAGAUCAAAUGGCUGAUGCACUGGCAACGCUUUCCUCUAUGUUCAAAGUAACUUGGCUGAACUACGAACCACGGAUAACGGUUAGACACUUCGAUGAACCGGCCUACUGUCUCACAAUUGAGGAGCAACCUGAUGACAAACCCUGGUACCACGAUAUCAAAAGGUACCUGGAGAAACAAGAAUACCCAGAGAAUGCCUCUACGAUUGACAAAAAGACACUAAGGAGGUUGGCAGCCAAGUUCUUCCUGUGUGGGAAUGUCCUAUACAAACGGAAUUAUGACUCGGUGUUAUUAAGGUGUGUGGAUAAAAAUGAGACCAGGGAGAUUAUCAAAUAA
This is a messenger RNA of Vicia villosa (hairy vetch), 525 nucleotides long. RefSeq lists its product as uncharacterized. The transcript has 3 exons. The coding region runs from base 1 to 525 and encodes 174 amino acids. The record is from RefSeq and is a predicted model, not a curated record. Lineage: Eukaryota; Viridiplantae; Streptophyta; Magnoliopsida; Fabales; Fabaceae.